CUCUUCCCGCCAAAAAAAUGUCCAAGCAAAGCAGUCUCCCUCCUCCUCCCCUGUCCCGCGCCGUGUAGGUCCGGCCACACAGCCAAAUCGUCGGCGCCGGAGUGGCGCCGGCGAGACGAGCCCUCCCAGGCAAUUCGUAAAAUAAUCCAUGGUCUUUUACUAACCAGCAACCACACCACCACGAUCUAGGGUUAAUCUGGAGCCUAAUCACCCGGCCACCAACCCCCACUCCCACCCCAGCAUCUUCUCUCCUCGCCUCGCCGUCGACGACCCCCACCCAGCCGUCGUAGCCACCCGCUGCAACUCCGCAAGCCAUGGAGAAGCCGUCGCACGUAGCCACCGCCGACGGGAAGCAGGCAUCGCACAGGAUUGCGGUGGUCACUGGUGGAAACAAGGGAGUCGGCCUGGAGGUGUGCCGGCAGCUUGCCGCCCAAGGUGUGACUGUCAUUCUCACAGCGAGGGACGAGAAGAGAGGGAAGGAUGCCGUCGAGUCGAUUUGCCGUGAAUCCAACCUCUCCAACGUUGUCUUCCACCAGCUCGACGUCCGGGAUGACAGCAGUGUCGCCGCUCUAGCGCGACACAUCGAGAGCAGAUAUGGAGAGCUUGACAUCUUGGUUAACAAUGCAGCAGUUGUAGGAGUUGCAGCAGAUGAGGAAGGCCUCAAAGCUCUGAACCUUGAUGCAGAGACAUGGACAUCUGGCAGAGCUGCCACUGUGCUCAAAGACGUGUUCCAGAAUACCUAUGAGGUGGCACGGGACUGUCUCGACACCAAUUACUACGGAUGCAAACGGGUUACAGAAGCCCUUCUUCCUCUACUGAAACUAUCCAAGUCGGGAGCGAAGAUCGUUAACGCCUCCUCCCUUGCGUCAGAGCUGAAGAGAAUGCCGAACGAGGAGCUACGGAAGGACCUGAGCAACAUCGACAUCUGGGACGAGGCGCGGAUCGAGGCGGUGCUCAACACCUUCAUGGAUGACCUGAAGAAUGGACGGCUCGAAGAGGCAGGGUGGCCAGCGAUGCUGCCGGCGUACAGCGUGUCGAAGAUGGUGAUCAACCUCUACACGAGGAUCCUGGCGAGGCGGUACCCAGAGAUGCGCGUCAACUGCGUGCGCCCCGGCUUUGUCAGGACCGACAUCAACUGGAACCUGGGGACCCUGACGCCGGAGCAGGGCGCGAGGGGCCCGGUCAUGCUGGCCCUGCUCCCUCAGGACGGACCGACCGGGUGCUACUUCGAUCAGACGGAGAUGGUGAAUGUCUGGUAGUGUCUGUUCACUGGAUUGUCUGCAGCUACGUUAUGGAUAUCAUGCACUGCAUUCUGUUACCGAGCUUCCAUCGGCUCCUGUCUCAUGGACAUGUUUUCUUUGGCUGUUGUGGCACACACCUAAUUCUUGAUCUUUGAUGCGAAGUCAGAAAUAUUAUGGGAGUAGAAUCUUUAGAAUUUUGAUUUGUACUUGCGAAGUUCUCCUAUGAUUCGUGCUUGGGAAGUUUUCCUUUGUUUUAAUGUUA
Triticum urartu is the source of this 1503-nucleotide messenger RNA. The record is from RefSeq and is a predicted model, not a curated record. Lineage: Eukaryota; Viridiplantae; Streptophyta; Magnoliopsida; Poales; Poaceae.